UUUUAAUAUAGCGUCCAGUCAACAUCGUAUCAGUUGGCUGAGUCCCAAAUAAGUUUCCUCUAAAAUCUCGGUUAUUGUUUUCACACACUACACAAAUUUAGUGGCUGGUAUAGUUACCUGUUAAGUGUUUUUUGUACCUGAUUCUUCAUUAAGUCAUCUUGAAAAUACGACUGAACGAAGUUUUGAACAUUCCAACUUAUAUCGAAAUAGUAAACGAAAACUCGAAAUGAUAUACAGAUGGAAAACGAUAUACCUGGAUUACCCCAGAUCGAUCCCGGCAGUUGACUACUCAUACUACCCCUAUUCCUACAGAUCCUACCGACCCCUAUCCCUCUACUACAAUUACUAUUGGCCCCUGAGCAGCCUAAAUCGCUACAGCGACAGUUGGCCUGACUACCCGUACUACAGGUACCUGUACUACAAGUACACCCUGCCCAGCGACAGGUACUACCAUUUGAAAGGAAGGAUGCUCUCUGUCGACGAGCCAAUUAGGGAAUACAGAAUUCACCCCCGAGCAGAGUAUCUGCGCCGCAAAGUCUAUAAGCCCCUGAGUUUGUAUUGCGAUUAUUACUAUCCCAUAAGGGGAUUGUUCAAUUCUGCUUAUUGGCCCAUGUACCGAAACGUGGCGGAUUUUGCGGAUCUGUGCAAGGAUGGUACUGGAUCCAGGUUGCAAAGAAUUUUCGAUGACGAAACAAGGCUCAUUCGCGCUCAAACAGCCUCACUAUUGAGACGUGUACACGAUCCUGUACCGCGUGUUCACCGUUACAGCUGGCCAUUGGCGAUCACUUCAACACCGUACCAAAAAGCUCAUGUCGCGCGAUUGGGCAACGACAAUUACAUCCAUCGGCUGCUGAUGACCUCCCCCAAGAACCCCAGGGUGGAAUUCACCACCUACUACUCAGAGCCCGUGAGAAAGUACAUCGGAGGAGGCCAUCUGGCGUGUAUAUCGUACGCUGGCGAAAGGGCUCACAACCGUCGACCCUACGUCUACCUUUACGAAGACCCUGUGAGGAGCGACAUUCAACUGUUGAGCUACUACAUCAACAAGUUCAAACAAGACAAGGCGAUCGCUGCUCCACCAUCGGCAGAAUCCACCAAAGUUCCCCUGAACCCGAAUCGCCCAACGCGCAAGUUCACUGCGCAGAAACCAGAAAACGACGAGGAAACCGACAAAGAGAUGCAGAAACUGCGCGCAGCGAGGGCUGCCAGGCUGGCCUUCAUCGAGGCCGAGGGAAAAUCAGAAAGGGCCUCAGCAGACGUAGAAGACGCCGUCAGAGCCAAAAGGGCCAAAGAGGCUGAGAGGUUAGCCGAGGAGCAGGCACUGGCAGAAGAACAAGCUAGGCAACAGGCGUUAGCUAAGAAGGAGGAAGCAGCGAAAAAGGCAGAGUUGGCUAGGCAAGAAGAGCUAGCUGCUCAAGCUGCAGCAGAAAGAGCUGCUGAACUGGACAGACGAGCUGAGUUAGCUAGGCAAGAAGAAUUGGCUAAGCAGGCUGAAAUCGAAAAAUCCAGAAAGCAAGAAGAAGAACGCCAACAACAAGAAGAACAGCGCCGCCUUGAAGAAGAAGCUCGUGCAGAAGAAGAACGCAAGCAACUCCUCCGCUUGGAAGAAAUCGCGCGACAAGCAGAAGAAGAAAAGGAAGCCGAACUAGCUCGGCAAGCCGACGAGCUAGCCGAACUGGCCCGACAAGAAGCGGAGCUGGCCGAGCAGGCCCGAAUCGAGGCCGAAGCGGCUGAACAAUCCCGACUGGAAGCAGAACUGGCUGAACAAUCCCGACUGGAAGCGGAACUGGCUGAGCUCGAGCAGAAAGAGCGAGAGCUAGCUGAGCUAGCCAGCCAAGAAGCCGAAGCUGCCGAGAGAGCUAGGGAAGAAGCUGAGGCUGCGAGGAGUGCAGCUGAUCAAGAGCUGGAAGAGCUAGAGCGACAACAAGCUGAGCUGGACGCUCUAGAAGCCGAAGCUAGGGCCCUGGAAGCUGAACCAGCGAUUGAGGAAGAACAACCUGUUGUUGAGGAAGAAGAACCUGUUGCUGAGGAAGAACAACCUGUUGUUGAGGAAGAAGAACCUGUUUCUGUGGAUGAACAGCCUUUGGAGGUAGCUGAGGAAGAGGAAGAAGAUGAGGAUGCUAGGCGACAGAGGGAGAUGGAUGAGCUGGUUCAGCAGAAGUUUGAGCAGGCUCAGAUGGAGAAGCAGAUGGUUGACGAUGACGAUGAGGACGAAGAACCUGCAAUUGCUGAAGACACACCCGUACAGUCUGACGUUGAAGAAUGAGACGAUUAUAUUUUUUGUUCUGUUGAUUGUUGAAAUUGUUUUUAGGUUAGGUUAUUGUAAAUUGAUGUUUCGAUGGGCAUUUUUUAACGCUUUGUAACUACGCAUUUAUUUUUUGCAUUUCUUUCUUUCCAAUUCACACUGAUAAGCAUGAUAAUGUGGUCUAAUAAAAUCUGGGUGAAUUAAAUCAUAUCGAAGACACUAACUAGUAAUAAAGAAUAAGCUAUUUCGUUGGUAUUGGUUGCGGUUUGUUGUCAACAUUACUGAAUCAAAAAAUGUGAGUUGAUCCUAGCUAUCGAUGGGUAAUCAAUCAAGGAAAGCUACAGAAUAUCUGUUUGCAAGAAAAUUUUCAUACGAAUUUUCGUGUUAAACAUAUUUGAUUUAGAUAUAAUUCAGACUCGAUUUUUUAAGGUUCCAAUUAUUUCUUCAUAAAACUAUAUAAGAAGAAUAGUUCAAUAAUAUACAUCGUGUGAAUAUUUUUAUCUUCAAAUCGUAAAGCGCUUUCCAUCAAAUAUAACUUUUUUUUGUUUGAUUGAUUAAAGUCAUAAAAUGGAUAAGCUAGAGCAGAUUAAGGAAAUAUUUCAUCUAAUUUAAUUUUUUUAGAAUUCUAAAGAAUGUUUCAAUUUGUAUAUUUCUCAUCAUGUAUUUCCAAAUACGAAAGUUGUAUCAACUUUCUUCCAAUUGAUGAUGUAUCCGAAAAUUCUCGUUAUUAUUAUUAUAAUUUUUAUUAUAUAUUGUUUACUAUUUAUGAUGUCCUUAGUAGGUAUGUUCAUCUAUCUCUUCUCCAAAUUUUCAAAUAAAUGUUGAUACUGUUG
Molecule: messenger RNA, 3078 nt
Organism: Phaedon cochleariae (mustard beetle)
Lineage: Eukaryota; Metazoa; Arthropoda; Insecta; Coleoptera; Chrysomelidae
Source: the annotation of a GenBank genome assembly